CCUCAAACCAUCUUCCAUCUUCGAUCUUUCAUUUCUUUCAUCUCCGCAGCUCUACUCAAUCGCCAUGUCCCAGCAGGGUCAACAAGAAAUACAGCCAGAUGCCCCAACAAUAGUCAGCCCGAGCUCGCCGUUCGCUACCAACCCCGCGCCUUCCCCCUUGGCAGAUGCGACCGCAGCAGAUGGGGCGCCCAACAACGAUGCAGAGGCCCAGCGGUCGGAAACAAUUGCUUCGGAUAAGACUGCGAAGACCUCUUCUGAGGAAGAGCGCACUCAAGAUGGCGAGGAGCAGCUGGAAGAGGCCCGAGAAGGAUCGAGACACAAACAACCCCUCGACACAUUCAAAACGCCCGCUCCUUCGCGCAGUUCUGCCGCUAUUCUAUCAGCACCCAACGCACCAGGGCCCAAUCUUGCCCUUCAAGCCCCCCCUGCUCAGACGCCUGCCUCCAGUGCAACGCCCGCUCCGGGCGGAGGCAGCGCGGCCGGGAUGGGCGUGGAUCUGGCAGAGUUUGACCCUUACGCUACUCCUGUGCCGUCAAGCUCGGAAUCUGGGCAAGAGAAAGAGAAGGAUGCGAGCGCGAGAUCAAAGGUGAAAGUAGAGGAAAGUCAUGCAAUGACACCCACUUCCUCUUCUCAAGGCCGUGCUAGGGCGAGCGAGACGGCAGCAGGGAAGCGUCCAGAAGGAAGCGUAUCCGAGGUAGAGAGAGGUGCAGAAGAAGAAGAGGAGGCGGAAGAGUUGAAGGAGCCACAGUUCAACUUUUCCGAAUUCUUGAAGGAUCUCAAGAUGAAGAGUGCGGAUCCUGUUGCCCGGUAUCUCAAGAGCUUCCUAUCCAACUUUGUGAAGAAGCCGUUCACGGUGAAUGAGCAGAUUAAGCUCAUACAUGAUUUCCUCGACUUCAUUUCGGAGAAGAUGCUUCUGGUGGAGCCAUGGAAAUCCCAAUCACCAGCAGAGUUUGACAAUGCUAUGGAAGCUAUGGAGAAACUCGUUAUGAACCGGCUAUACAACUACACAUUCACACCCCAGCUUGUCGCCUCUCAACCCAUCACCACCGACGAUUUAGAACGAGACGCCGUCUUCCAGCAAAGAGUCAGGUUGUUCGGAUGGAUCAGAGAGAAACAUCUGGACGUACCCGAGGGAGAGGCGGCCGAUGGUUUCUUGGGCUUUGCAGAGCAGGAGCUACUCAAGAUCAGUCACUAUAAAGCGCCAAGAGACAAGAUGAUCUGCGUACUGAACUGCUGCAAAGUCAUCUUUGGUCUGAUACGCAACACGUACGGCCCUUCGUCCGGUAGUGCCGAUGCCUUCAUUCCCAUCCUGAUCUUCACCCUUUUGCGAGCCAAUCCACCGAAUUUGAUCUCCAACAUUGAAUACAUCCAACGCUUCCGUCGCCCCUCUGCUCUUUCUGGAGAAGCCGCAUACUACCUUUCUUCUCUGAACGGAGCGGUGCAGUUUGUAGAAACGAUGGAUGCCGGGUCGCUAUCGGGGAUAAGCCAGGAAGAGUUUGAAAAGAAGGUGGAAGAUGCUAUCGGAGAAUUGCCGCCAUCGCCUAGCGAUGCUAUGGGUGGGGGCAGUCUGGCAAGAGGGGUGAGGACGCCGCGAAGGGGCGAGGACGACCGUAAAGAACGGGAGCGGGCCGCUGCGGGCGUCUCUCCUUUCCAGACCCCUGCGCCAGGUGAAGAAGCGGCGCGCCCGCUCUCCAUGAUGACUGCACAGGCGUCGUUGGAAGGUACGAAAAGAUGGUUUACAAAGACAGCGGGGACUACGGCGGGCAACUUGGGCAAUCUGGUGCAGGAAGGUGUGUCGAGGCCUCUCAGCGCGAUAGGCAAGAUCUUGGAGGGAAUGUCGCCUGCACCGGGAUCGGAACAGAGGCAAGGGCAGAGGAGUGAAGAUGGGAGUGACGAGGAGAGCCCGAGGAGAGGGGAUCGGGAUGUAUUCGGAGUGAGACGGUUUAGAGAGAGGGAGAGGGCGGGAACACCAGAUAGCCCAUUGAGGUUCUUGGGUGUUGAGGAUGUCAAUUCCAGAUCCACGACACCCCUUUCAGAAACACUCCCUGAUUUCUCGUCCCUCCAGCUCCAAGCCUCCAAUGCGCAGUCUCAUUCUUCCGAGAUGACACAUCGCGCCAACGUUCAAACUCUGGGACAAAUGUUUCCAGCCCUGGACGAGGAUGUGGUGGAAGCAGUAUUGGAUGGAUGCGGGGAAGAUUUGGGGCUGGCUAUUGAUCGGUUAUUGGAGAUGUAGCUUCGCCCAUGUUUGCAUAGCAUACAGUAGAAUUGUAUAGUAGUUAUAGCACAUUACCCGUAAUGCAUUAUUUGGGCUCAUACUU
Molecule: messenger RNA, 2318 nt
Organism: Cryptococcus amylolentus CBS 6039
Lineage: Eukaryota; Fungi; Basidiomycota; Tremellomycetes; Tremellales; Cryptococcaceae
Exons: 7
Coding region: 65-2233 (722 amino acids)
Biological process (GO): vesicle-mediated transport
Cellular component (GO): cytosol; endocytic vesicle
Molecular function (GO): guanyl-nucleotide exchange factor activity; ubiquitin binding; small GTPase binding
Source: RefSeq, a predicted model, not a curated record